Molecule: messenger RNA, 1820 nt
Organism: Cercospora beticola
Lineage: Eukaryota; Fungi; Ascomycota; Dothideomycetes; Mycosphaerellales; Mycosphaerellaceae
Product: GTP cyclohydrolase II
Biological process (GO): riboflavin biosynthetic process
Molecular function (GO): GTP cyclohydrolase II activity
Source: RefSeq, a predicted model, not a curated record
UCGGCCCUGCAGUUGCUUACUUACUACUGAAGGUUACACCAUAAACAUGUGCCCGCACAAUCUCCUGCAUCACCACUGUUUUGAAUUCUUUUUGUUUGGCGGAGCGCGUUCACUAUGCCUGAUUUCCCAUCGAUCGCGUCGCCGACGCUGACUCCCGCCGGCACGCCGCUCCACGAUGACAAAGCCGGCCGCGAUCAACACCCCGCUCCCUCUGACUUGGACUUGGACGCUGAUUUCUCCCAUCAUGCCGGAGCACCGCCGCCGCUGAUCAGUCCAGCCUUCACGCCGCCGCACACUCCGUUUCACGAUGGCCAGCGACAUGACAGAUUGGCCAAAAGCAUACCGCAUCAGCACAAUGAGGGGCAGGUGGGGGACGCGGCGCCGAAACUGCUUGACCAGAUACCCGAAGUGACUUGCGAAGUCCGCGCGAGGAUUCCCACCACCACGGGGCAGGAGAUGUUUCUGCACCUCUAUCACAACAAUGUCGACAACAAGGAGCACAUGGCCAUCGUCUUCGGUCCCCACAUUCGCAGCCGCAGCCUGGACGCCCCCAGGCCCGGCGAAACGGAACGGGACCGCAUGAUCAGAGGCGCGUACACUGGCACAUUGUUUCCCGGUCGCACACACAGCAGACUCGAGCAAAUACGCAAAGACGCCGGUGUGGCUCCCUUGGCACCCGGUGCACAGCCCAAUGGCUCUCCGACUCCCCCGUCUGAGUCUGCGGAGCAAGCAUCCUCAGAUACAGAUCCCUGGAGCUACUCCUCAUACCCGCCAAACCUUGGCCCGCCACUAGUGCGAAUUCAUUCCGAAUGCUACACGGGUGAGACCGUGUGGUCUGCACGCUGUGACUGCGGUGAGCAGCUGGACGAAGCAGCCCGACUGAUGUCGUUGCCCGCUCCUUCGGGAUCGAGUACACCCGUUGAUGAAAAGCAUCCGGAGCGUCUACCGUCUUCUGGAGGCGUAAUAGUGUAUCUGCGGCAAGAAGGACGAGGCAUUGGGUUGCUGGCCAAGCUGCAGGCUUACAACUUACAAGAUUUGGGACAUGACACAAUGGAAGCGAAUAUUCUCUUGCGACAUCCCGGCGAUGCGCGAUCGUACGGCCUUGCAACAGCGAUCCUGUUGGACCUAGGACUAGGCGGCGAGCGAGGCAUUCGGCUGUUGACAAACAAUCCUGAAAAGAUCCGAGCUGUUGAAGGGCCGAACAGAGAGGUACGAGUGGUGGAACGAGUGCCUAUGAUACCAAUCGCGUGGAAAACCGGUGGAAAAGAGGGCAUCAAAAGCCCUGAAGUGGAGAAGUACAUUUCGACCAAAAUCGAGAAAUUUAAGCACAUGUUCUCCAGCUGAAUGAGACUGUGCCUAAAGCUCAUCAUUUGCGAGCUCCGUUGCCAGCAACGCACGCCACUUGAAGCUCGAAUCCGGUGUUUAUGGCGGAGCAUGAUUCGUCUACUACAGAUUACAAGCUGUGGAGAUAGCCAGCUGCGCGUAGCCCCCGGUUCUCUUCUGAGACGAAUCCGAUCUUUCCCGGGGGCAUAACUGCCCCCAGUGAGAUCAUGUCGACCAGCCCUAGCAUUCUCCAGGCAUGAGCGAGCACAGCGAAGUCCUCUCUCGCGGCCUCGUCUCGCAAAGCUGCUCUGAACCUUGUUCUUGCCAAGUCGAGCAAUUCCGAUGACAUCCAUGGCUGGCCGGAGGUACGAGAUUCUUCUCGAUGCUGUUUAAAAUGCCGGGUCACGGCACGAACCUUCGAUCUCACGACGUUGCAUCGCCCAUGCUCAGACUGGAGGUUUUAUGAGACCCCAUCACCGCCACUAUAGCACGGCUCA